Urocitellus parryii (Arctic ground squirrel) is the source of this 10436-nucleotide messenger RNA. RefSeq names its product unc-80 subunit of NALCN channel complex (gene Unc80). Gene Ontology annotation, biological process: monoatomic cation homeostasis. Gene Ontology annotation, cellular component: cation channel complex; axon. Gene Ontology annotation, molecular function: monoatomic cation channel activity. The record is from RefSeq and is a predicted model, not a curated record. Lineage: Eukaryota; Metazoa; Chordata; Mammalia; Rodentia; Sciuridae.
GAGCCGGCGCUGGGUCCUGCAGUAGGGCUCCCGGGAGCCACCAUCAUGGUGAAGAGGAAGAGCUCCGAGGGCCAGGAGCAGGACAGCGGCCGCGGCAUCCCGCUGCCCAUCCAGACCUUCCUGUGGCGCCAAACCAGUGCAUUUUUGAGGCCUAAACUGGGGAAGCAAUAUGAAGCUUCUUGUGUGUCCUUUGAACGAGUGUUGGUGGAAAACAAGCUGCAUGGCCUCUCUCCAGCCCUUUCUGAAGCCAUCCAGAGCAUUUCCAGAUGGGAACUGGUGCAAGCUGCUUUGCCUCAUGUUCUCCACUGUACUGCAACCCUGCUUUCCAACCGGAACAAGCUAGGCCACCAAGAUAAGCUSGGUGUCGCUGAGACCAAACUUCUUCACACCCUGCACUGGAUGCUCCUAGAGGCUCCCCAGGACUGCAACAGUGAGCGGUUUGGGGGCACAGACCGAGGCUCCAGCUGGGGUGGCAGCAGCAGCGCUUUCAUCCAYCAGAUUGAAAACCAGGGUUCUCCAGGUCAGCCCUGCCAGAGCAGCUCCAAUGAUGAAGAGGAGAACAACCGGAGGAAGAUCUUCCAGAACUCCAUGUCUACUGUGGAGCUCUUUGUGUUUCUGUUUGCUCCUCUGGUACACAGAAUUAAGGAAUCUGACCUCACCUUCCGAUUGGCCAGUGGGCUUGUUAUAUGGCAGCCUAUGUGGGAGCACAGACAGCCGGAAGUCUCUGGCUUCACAGCAUUGGUAAAACCCAUCAGGAACAUCAUUACAGCCAAGAGAAGUUCUCCUAUAAACAGUCAAAGUCUGACCUGUGAAUCACCAAAUCAGGAGACAAGACACCGAGAGGGACUCCAGGUGGUCUGUGAAACUUUGCAGUCUGAUUCUAUCUCACCCAAGGCCACCAUUUCAGGCUGCCACCGAGGAAACUCCUUUGAUGGAAGCUUGUCCUCCCAAACUUCCCAGGAAAGAGGCCCAUCACAGUCCAGGGCCUCUCUGGUGAUACCUCCAUGCCAAAGAUCCCGCUAUGCCACCUACUUUGAUGUUGCUGUUCUCCGCUGCCUACUCCAGCCCCACUGGUCUGAAGAAGGCACCCAGUGGUCUCUGAUGUACUAUCUACAAAGGCUGCGGCAUAUGUUGGAAGAGAAGCCAGAGAAGGCUCCAGAGCCAGAUAUUCCUCUCCUGCCCAGACCCAGGAGUAGUUCAAUGGUGGCGGCAGCACCCUCACUAGUGAACACUCACAAAACCCAAGAUCUCACCAUGAAGUGUAAUGAAGAAGAAAAAUCUCUUAGCCCUGAGGCCUUUUCCAAGGUUUCAUUGACCAAUCUGCGMAGGUCUGCAGUACCAGAUCUUUCUUCAGACCUGGGUAUGAACAUUUUUAAAAAGUUCAAGAGCCGUAAGGAAGACCGAGAGAGGAAAGGCUCCAUUCCAUUCCACCACACCGGGAAGAGGAGGCCCCGAAGAAUGGGUGUGCCAUUCCUGCUUCAUGAGGACCACCUGGAUGUGUCCCCCACUCGUAGCACAUUCUCCUUUGGAAGUUUCUCUGGGCUUGGAGAAGACAGGMGAGGCAUCGAAAAAGGAGGCUGGCCAACCACCAUUUUAGGGAAACUGACGCGGCGGGGCAGUUCAGAUGCAGCUACUGAGAUGGAGAGCCUGAGCGCCAGGCACUCCCACUCCCACCACACUCUGGUGAGCGACCUGCCUGACCCCUCCAACAGCCACGGAGAAAACACAGUCAAGGAAGUGCGAUCCCAGAUCUCUACUAUCACAGUAGCAACCUUCAAUACCACAUUGGCAUCAUUCAACGUAGGCUACGCAGACUUUUUCAAUGAGCAUAUGAGGAAGCUCUGCAACCAAGUGCCUAUCCCAGAGAUGCCUCACGAACCGCUGGCCUGUGCUAACCUGCCUCGAAGCCUCACAGACUCCUGCAUUAAUUACAGCUACCUGGAGGACACAGAGCAUAUCGAUGGGACCAACAACUUUGUCCACAAGAAUGGAAUGCUUGAUCUUUCCGUGGUUCUGAAGGCUGUUUAUCUUGUCCUUAACCAUGACAUCAGCUCUCGAAUCUGUGAUGUGGCACUAAACAUUGUGGAAUGCUUGCUUCAACUUGGUGUAGUACCAUGUGUAGAAAAGAACAGAAAGAAGAGUGAAAACAAGGAAAAUGAGACUGUGGAAAAGAGACCAAGUGAAGGAACUUUCCAGUUCAAAGGAGUAUCUGGAAGUUCUACCUGUGGAUUUGGGGGCCCUUCCAUUAGUGGAGCUGGAGAUGGUGGAGGAGAAGAAGGAGGAGGUGGUGAUGGAGGAGGUGGAGGAGGUGAUGGAGGAGGAGGUGGAGGAGGUGGAGGAGGCCCUUAUGAGAAGAAUGAUAAGAACCAAGAGAAGGAUGAAAGUACACCUGUAAGCAACCAUAGGCUUGCUCUCACCAUGCUCAUCAAAAUAGUGAAGUCUUUGGGAUGUGCCUAUGGUUGCGGAGAAGGACACCGAGGGAUCUCGGGAGAUCGUCUGAGACACCAGGUAUUCCGAGAGAAUGCCCAGCACUGCCUCACUAAGCUAUACAAGCUAGAUAAGAUGCAAUUCCGACAAACCAUGAGGGACUAUGUGAACAAGGACUCUCUGAAUAAUGUAGUGGACUUCUUGCAUGCUUUGCUAGGAUUUUGUAUGGAGCCGGUCACUGACAACAAGGCUGGGUUUGGAAAUAACUUCACCACAGUGGACAACAAAUCCUCCGCCCAAAAUGUGGAAGGCAUUAUCGUCAGUGCCAUGUUUAAAUCCCUCAUCACCCGCUGUGCCUCCACCACACACGAACUGCACAGUCCUGAGAAUCUGGGAUUAUAUUGUGACAUCCGUCAGCUGGUCCAGUUCAUCAAAGAAGCUCAUGGUAAUGUCUUCAGGAGAGUGGCUCUUAGUGCUUUGCUUGACAGUGCUGAGAAGUUAGCACCAGGGAAAAAAGUGGAAGAGAAUGAACAGGAACCUAAGCCUGCAGGCAGUAAAAGGUCAGAGGCAGGAAGCAUUGUGGAUAAAGGCCAGGUGUCCUCUGCCCCUGAGGAAUGUCGCAGCUUCAUGUCUGGUCGCCCCUCACAGACUCCAGAGCACGAUGAACAAAUGCAAGGGGGCAACCUGGGGCGGAAAGAUUUCUGGCGCAAGAUGUUCAAAUCACAGAGUGCAGCAAGUGACACCAGCAGCCAGUCUGAGCAGGACACCUCAGAAUGCACCACUGCCCACUCAGGGAACACCUCCGACAGGCGUGCCCGCUCACGGUCCCGCAGAAUUUCCCUCCGGAAGAAGCUUAAACUCCCCAUAGGAAACUGGCUGAAACGAUCCUCCCUCUCGGGCCUGGCAGAUGGUGUGGAGGACCUCCUGGACAUCAGCUCUGUGGACCGCCUGUCUUUCAUCAGGCAAAGCUCCAAGGUCAAAUUCACCAGUGCUGUAAAGCUUUCAGAAAGUGGGCCAGGAAGUGGAAUGGAAAAUGGAAGAGAAGAGGAGGAUAAUUUCUUCAAACGUCUUGGUUGCCAUAGUUUUGAUGACCAUCUUUCUCCCAACCAAGAUGGUGGAAAAAGCAAAAAUGUGGUGAAUCUUGGAGCAAUCCGACAAGGCAUGAGACGCUUCCAGUUUCUGUUAAACUGCUGUGAGCCAGGGACAAUACCUGAUGCAUCCAUCCUGGCMGCUGCUUUGGAUCUAGAAGCCCCUGUGGUGGCCCGAGCAGCCUUGUUCCUGGAAUGUGCCCGUUUUGUUCACCGCUGCAACAGAGGCAACUGGCCAGAGUGGAUGAAAGGGCACCAUGUGAACAUUACUAAGAAGGGCCUUUCCCGGGGAMGGUCCCCCAUCGUGGGCAACAAGCGGAACCAGAAGCUGCAGUGGAAUGCUGCCAAGCUCUUCUACCARUGGGGAGACGCAAUUGGCGUCCGGUUGAAUGAGCUGUGUCAUGGGGAGAGUGAGAGCCCAGCCAACCUGCUAGGCCUCAUUUAUGAUGAGGAGACCAAGAGGAGACUGAGAAAGGAGGAUGAGGAGGAAGACUUUUUAGAUGACAGUACUGUGAACCCCUCUAAAUGUGGCUGCCCCUUUGCCUUGAAGAUGGCAGCUUGUCARCUUCUCCUGGAGAUUACCACCUUCCUGAGAGAGACCUUUUCUUGCCUGCCCAGACCUCGUACUGAGCCACUGGGGGACUUGGAGAGCUGCAGACUUCGUCUGGAUCCUGAGUUGGACCGGCACAGAUAUGAAAGGAAGAUCAGCUUCGCAGGGGUCCUGGAUGAAAAUGAAGAUUCAAAAGAUUCUCUCCAUAGCAGCAGCCACACCCUCAAAUCAGACACAGGGUUGGAAGAGAAGAAAGUUCCCAGCAGGAAGAUCAGGAUAGGAGGUUCUCGCCUGCUCCAGAUUAAAGGAACCCGCAGUUUCCAGGUGAAGAAGGGGGGUUCCUUGUCCAGCAUUCGCCGAGUCGGCAGCUUAAAGAGCAGCAAGUUAUCACGUCAGGACUCAGAGUCUGAGGCUGAGGAGCUGCAGCUGUCCCAGAGCAGGGACACUGUCACUGACCUAGAAGGGAGUCCUUGGAGUGCAAGUGAGCCCAGCAUUGAGCCAGAGGGAAUGAGCACUGCUGGCACCGAGGAGAACUACCACAGGAACAUGUCCUGGCUUCACGUCAUGAUCUUGCUAUGCAAUCAACAGAGUUUCAUCUGCACACAUGUGGACUACUGUCAUCCACACUGCUAUCUGCACCACAGCCGCUCCUGUGCCCGGCUGGUCAGGGCCAUUAAGCUGCUGUACGGAGACAGCUUAGACUCCCUGAGGGAGAGCAGCAACACCAGCAAUGUGGCUCUGCGGGGCAAGAAACAGAAAGAGUGCUCAGAUAAGUCAUGCCUGAGGACACCUUCUCUGAAGAAGAGAGCUUCAGAUGCCAACCUGGAAGGAAAAAAGGAUUCUGGGAUGCUGAAAUACAUCAGACUUCAGGUGAUGAGCUUGUCGCCUGCUCCUUUAUCUCUUUUAAUCAAGGCAGCUCCAAUUCUGACAGAGGAGAUGUAUGGUGAUAUCCAGCCAGCAGCCUGGGAGCUCCUGCUCAGCAUGGAUGAGCACAUGGCAGGGGCAGCAGCUGCCAUGUUCCUGCUGUGUGCUGUGAAGGUUCCUGAAGCUGUGUCUGACAUGUUGAUGUCAGAGUUCCACCACCCAGAGACUGUSCAGAGACUGAAUGCUGUCCUCAAAUUCCACACGCUCUGGAGGUUUCGCUAUCAGGUCUGGCCCCGGAUGGAGGAGGGAGCACAGCAGAUUUUUAAGAUCCCGCCUCCCAGUAUCAACUUCACCCUGCCCUCCCCAGUGCUUGGAAUGCCAUCUGUCCCAAUGUUUGACCCUCCAUGGGUCCCUCAGUGCAGUGGGAGUGUCCAGGACCCCAUUAAUGAAGAUCAGUCUAAAUCCUUUUCUGCCCGGGCUGUCUCUCGCUCUCAUCAAAGAGCAGAACAUAUCUUAAAGAACUUGCAGCAGGAGGAAGAGAAGAAACGCCUGGGUCGAGAAGCCAGCCUCAUUACUGCCAUCCCCAUCACCCAGGAGGCUUGCUAUGAGCCCACCUGCACACCCAACUCAGAGCCGGAAGAAGAAGAAGAAGUCACCAAUCUGGCAUCCCGCCGACUGUCCGUGAGCCCCUCCUGCACCUCGAGCACCUCCCACAGGAAUUACUCCUUCCGCCGGGGGUCGGUCUGGUCGGUGCGUUCAGCUGUCAGCGCGGAAGAUGAGGAGCACACCACGGAACACACACCAAACCACCAUGUGCCACAGCCCCCACAGGCCGUGUUCCCUGCAUGCAUCUGUGCAGCAGUGCUGCCCAUCGUUCAUCUCAUGGAGGACGGUGAGGUGCGGGAGGACGGAGUAGCAGUGAGUGCUGUGGCCCAACAAGUCUUAUGGAAUUGUCUAAUUGAAGAUCCAUCAACUGUUCUUCGACAUUUUCUGGAAAAACUGACAAUCAGCAAUAGACAAGAUGAAUUAAUGUACAUGCUGCGCAAACUUCUCUUAAACAUUGGAGACUUUCCUGCUCAGACAUCUCAUAUCCUAUUCAACUACUUGGUGGGACUGAUCAUGUACUUCGUGCGAACCCCUUGUGAAUGGGGGAUGGAUGCCAUUUCAGCCACUCUGACUUUCCUGUGGGAGGUGGUUGGGUACGUGGAGGGCCUUUUCUUCAAGGACCUCAAGCAGACAAUGAAGAAGGAACAGUGUGAAGUAAAGCUCCUGGUGACUGCUUCAAUGCCAGGUACCAAAACGUUGGUAGUUCAUGGACAAAAUGAGUGUGACAUUCCAACCCAGUUACCAGUCCAUGAAGACACUCAGUUUGAAGCCCUGUUGAAGGAGUGUCUGGAGUUUUUCAACAUCCCUGAAUCCCAGUCCACACAUUAUUUCCUGAUGGAUAAGCGAUGGAAUCUUAUCCACUACAAUAAGACCUAUGUUCGAGAUAUUUAUCCCUUCCGGAGGUCAGUAUCUCCACAGCUGAACCUUGUACACAUGCGUCCAGAGAAGGGACAGGAGCUCAUUCAGAAACAGGUGUUCACCAGGAAGCUGGAGGAGGUGGGGCGGGUGUUGUUUCUCAUCUCCCUCACGCAGAAGAUCCCCACAGCCCACAAACAGUCCCAUGUCUCCAUGCUUCAGGAAGACCUCCUCCGCCUGCCCUCAUUCCCUCGGAGUGCGAUAGAUGCCGAAUUCUCACUCUUCAGUGAUCCUCAAGCUGGGAAGGAACUGUUUGGCCUUGACACACUUCAGAAAAGCUUGUGGAUCCAGCUCCUGGAAGAGAUGUUCCUGGGCAUGCCAAGCGAAUUCCCCUGGGGAGAUGAAAUCAUGCUUUUCCUCAACGUUUUCAACGGCGCUCUGAUCCUUCACCCAGAAGACAGUGCCCUGCUCAGGCAGUACGCUGCCACCGUCAUCAACACCGCCGUGCACUUCAAUCACCUCUUCUCUCUCAGUGGCUACCAGUGGAUUCUCCCCACCAUGCUGCAGGUAUACUCUGACUAUGAAAGCAAUCCCCAGUUACGUCAAGCCAUCGAAUUUGCCUGCCACCAGUUCUACAUUCUGCACCGCAAGCCCUUUGUGCUCCAGCUGUUUGCUAGUGUGGCCCCUCUCUUGGAGUUUCCUGAUGCUGCCAAUAAUGGGCCCAACAAAGGUGUGUCGGCUCAGUGCCUAUUUGACUUGCUACAGUCCCUGGAAGGAGAGACCACUGACAUAUUAGACAUCCUAGAGCUGGUCAAAGCUGAGAAGCCUCUCAAGUCAUUAGAUUUCUGCUAUGGAAAUGAAGAUCUGACCUUCUCUAUCAGUGAAGCCAUUAAGCUCUGUGUCACUGUGGUGGCGUAUGCUCCUGAAUCAUUCAGAAGUCUUCAGAUGCUGAUGGUCUUGGAAGCUUUAGUUCCAUGUUACCUGCAAAAGCUAAAGAGGCAGACAUCACAGGUGGAGACAGUACCUGCUGCUCGAGAGGAGAUUGCUGCCACAGCUGCUCUUGCAACAUCCUUACAAGCACUUUUGUACAGUGUGGAAGUCCUCACCAGGCCCAUGACAGCCCCACAGAUGAGCAGGUGUGAUCAAGGUCACAAGGGGACCACCACAGCCAAUCAUACCAUGUCUUCUGGAGUGAACACCAGGUACCAGGAGCAAGGAGCCAAACUGCACUUUAUCAGGGAAAACCUUCAUUUAUUGGAGGAAGGUCAGGGUCUUCCUAGAGAGGAACUGGAUGAACGAAUUGCUCGGGAAGAGUUCAGAAGACCCCGGGAAUCCCUGCUGAAUAUUUGCACAGAAUUCUAUAAGCACUGUGGACCAAGGCUGAAGAUCUUGCAAAACCUGGCUGGGGAGCCACGGGUCACUGCAUUGGAGCUGCUGGAUGUGAAGUCCCAUAUGAGGUUGGCAGAAAUUGCACAUUCCCUUCUGAAGUUGGCACCCUAUGACACCCAGACGAUGGAAAGCCGUGGGCUUCGGCGCUACAUCAUGGAGAUGCUACCCAUUACCGACUGGACAGCUGAGGCAGUGAGACCAGCCCUUAUCCUCAUUCUAAAGAGAUUGGAUAGAAUGUUCAACAAAAUUCAUAAGAUGCCAACUUUGAGGCGACAGGUUGAGUGGGAGCCUGCCAGCAAUUUGAUUGAAGGGGUUUGUUUGACACUUCAGAGGCAGCCAAUCAUAUCCUUCCUGCCUCACCUUAGGUCACUGAUCAAUGUCUGUGUCAAUCUGGUGAUGGGAGUGGUAGGACCUUCCAGUGUUGCUGAUGGAUUACCCCUUCUUCAUCUCAGCCCUUAUCUCUCACCACCUCUGCCCUUCAGCACAGCUGUUGUCCGGCUUGUAGCAUUGCAGAUACAGGCACUAAAAGAAGAUUUUCCUUUAAGCCAUGUGAUCUCCCCAUUCACCAAUCAAGAGCGAAGGGAAGGGAUGCUUUUAAAUCUACUCAUCCCAUUUGUGCUCACAGUAGGAUCUGGAAGCAAAGAUAGCCCAUGGCUGGAGCAGCCUGAGGUGCAGCUGCUGCUGCAGACGGUCAUUAAUGUGCUUCUGCCACCCCGGAUCAUCAGCACUUCUAGGAGCAAGAACUUCAUGUUGGAGAGCUCCCCUGCCCACUGCUCCACCCCUGGGGAUGCAGGAAAGGAUCUGCGMAGGGAAGGGCUGGCUGAGUCCACCAGCCAAGCAGCAUACCUGGCUCUGAAGGUGAUUCUCGUCUGCUUUGAGAGGCAGCUGGGAAGCCAGUGGUACUGGUUGAGCCUGCAGGUGAAGGAGAUGGCUCUGCGGAAGGUGGGCGGCCUGGCCCUGUGGGACUUCCUCGACUUCAUUGUGCGGACCCGGAUACCCAUUUUCGUGCUCUUGCGCCCUUUCAUCCAGUGCAAGCUUCUGGCCCAACCAGCAGAGAAUCAUGAAGAACUUUCUGCUCGGCAACACAUUGCUGACCAGCUGGAGCGGCGCUUCAUACCACGCCCUUUGUGCAAGAGUUCACUCAUUGCUGAGUUCAAUAGUGAACUAAAAAUUCUAAAAGAAGCGGUUCACAGUGGUUCAGCCUACCAAGGGAAGACAUCCAUCAGUACUGUGGGCACCUCCACCUCUGCUUACCGCUUGAGCCUGGCCACCAUGUCCCGCUCUAACACGGGCACAGGCACUGUCUGGGAGCAGGACAGCGAGCCAUCCCAGCAGGCUUCCCAGGAUACCCUGAGUCGGACUGACGAGGAGGAUGAAGAAAACGACUCUGUAAGCAUGCCCAGUGUGGUAAGUGAACAGGAAGCUUACCUCCUGAGUGCCACUGGAAGACGUCGAUUCUCCAGCCAUGUCUCCAGCAUGUCUGCACCUCAGGCUGAGGUGGGCAUGUUACCCAGCCAGAGUGAACCUAAUGUCCUCGAUGACUCCCAGGGCCUGGCCGCUGAGGGCAGCCUCUCUAGGGUGGCAAGUGUGCAGAGUGAACCUGGCCAGCAGAACCUUCUCAUUCAGCAGCCACUGGGGAGGAAGAGGGGUUUGAGGCAGCUAAGACGUCCCCUACUGUCACGGCAGAAGACUCAGACUGAACCCAAAAACAGACAUGGGGCUCGGCUGUCAACCACUCGCAGGAGUAUUCAACCUAAGACGAAGCCAUCUGUGGAUCAGAAACGAUCUGUUACCUUCAUUGAGUCUCAGCCAGAGCCAACCGCUGCCCCAACAGACACGCUUCCUGCCAUAGGUCAACCACAGGGCUGCAGCCCAGCCCUGUGCAGGAAACCAGAAGGAUUAGACAAACCAGUCCUCACGUCUUCCCCGGCCAUAGUUGUUGCGGAUCUCCACAGCUUAUCUCCCAAGAGUGAACCCCUCCCUACUGAAGAAGGAGAAAAGAAGGAGGACACAGAAGCACAAGGUGCUGCAGCACACAGCCCCCUCUCUCCUCAGCUUUCAGACCCUGAUGACUUCACAGGCCUUGAGACAUCCAGCCUCCUACAGCAUGGAGACACUGUGCUUCACAUCAGCGAGGAAAAUGGCAUGGAGAAUCCCCUGUUGUCUAGCCAGUUCACUUUUACUCCUGAGCUGGGAGAGACAGAUGUAGUCCUAGAUGAGUCUCAUGUUUAGUUCUGUAUCUUGUUAGUAUUGAAGGUAUAGAGAAGACAGGGAGAGGAUCACUCUGCUGAAAGUUGAAUACUUUUGCUUUUAAUUAAAAAGAUUAAUUAUAAAACAGCACUUUACAUCCAAUGAGCGGCACAAAUCUGAGUAGAUUUUGCUGCUAAUAUACCUAGUUAUGUAGGUUUCAUAAACAUCUUGAAAAUCAAAGGCUAAAAGGAUUUAGUUGUGUAAAGACCAGAAAAACCAGGGAAGAAUAAGGGGAAAGAGCCAUUUCACURUACUUUGUGAUUCAAGAAGCCUUGAGCAGUUAAAAGUCUAUACUAUUAGAGCACUGCUUUCACAGGAAUAUUAACAAAUAAUAUAUUCUAAGAAAAGAAUGCAAUUUUUUGAGGUUGUAUCACAUUAUACAUCUCAUGCAAAUGUUUAUUUUUAUA